Messenger RNA from Protopterus annectens (West African lungfish), 5823 nucleotides. RefSeq names its product phosphodiesterase 10A (gene PDE10A). The transcript has 22 exons. The coding region runs from base 426 to 3377 and encodes 983 amino acids. Gene Ontology annotation, biological process: signal transduction; negative regulation of receptor guanylyl cyclase signaling pathway. The record is from RefSeq and is a predicted model, not a curated record. Gene Ontology annotation, molecular function: 3',5'-cGMP-stimulated cyclic-nucleotide phosphodiesterase activity; protein binding. NCBI's taxonomy places the organism in Eukaryota, Metazoa, Chordata, Ceratodontiformes, Protopteridae.
ACCUACUAUGUAUUCAACUUUGUUAUUCUUAUGAUUAUAGCAUGUUAUAUGUAUUCUUUAAUGGCAAUGAAGGAAGGGCUACAUCAGUGGGCUGUGGGCGUUUUCUGUUUCAUCUGUAAAACGCAUGCACUCUCAGUCACACUGCGGUGAUUUUUAAGCUGCAGAUCGCAUCAAAAUUGAUCAGAGAAAUACAUAAGUACGGCCGAGGAGGAGAUUGGAGAAUACGUCUGAAGUCCGUUUCGUUAACAAAUGCUCAAGAGACAAUAAAUGCAGGAGUAGCAAGAACACAGAAUUUCGCUAGCUCUGCUUCUUUGAUUGUUUAACUCUGGGAAUUUGUCCUCCUGGUUAUCCCUUUUCCCCUCCCCUUUUCUCUUUCCAGUUCCUCGCCCUGUCUCCGACGUCCUGCCUCGAUGCUGUAAAAGAGGAUGUCCAACCCAGAGAAAGUGCUCUCAUCACGCCCCCAGGCCCCCCUAGUGACGCCGGGAAAAAAGCCGCCCCGAAGCAGAAAUCCUCUGCAGAUCUACUCGAGUCUGUCGGCGGCUGUGGCCGAAAAGAAGUGGGGCUGCCGGGCAACCGCAGCGGCCAGCAGCAACAUCUGUGGAGAAACCGCGGUCUCCUCUUCUACUGUUGUUGGGCCAUUAAUUACAGCAGCAGCAACUUCAGCCUCACUCCCCCUUCUCCCAGCUCCGUACACUUUUCCUUCCACUUACCCCACUGUCACCCUCAACGUGGACAUCCCGCCCUUCCAUCAGGGCAAAAGACAGCUCCCACUCCCUGCUCCAUCUCCUCCAACACCGCCUCCUCCUACCACCUCCAGCCCGCGGGGCUCCAUCCGCCCGGACUCGCACAACAGUCACCAAUACCAGUACUGGGCCAAUAGUUUGGACAACAGCAGGAAUACAAGCACCUGCAGAAGGACUUACACCAAUCCCAGGAGCUCGACUUCCUCGGCAUUUCUCUCUGUCUCCUCGCCAGUCUUACUGGAAGCAGACAUGGAAGAUGGAUCUUCUUCAGCAAGCUGUUUUAGGAGAUUUGCUGAUUGCUUCUUGGGAACAAGCCUUACAGAUGAAAAAGUUAAAGCCUACCUGUCCCUUCAUCCGCACGUGUUGGAUGAGUUUGUGCUGGAAAGUGUAAGCAUAGAAACAGUAGAGAAAUGGUUGAAGAAGAAAAACAACAGACAAGAAGGUGAAUCAACUCCAAAGGAAGUGAGCAGGCAGUACCAAGAUCCAAAUAUUCAAGGAGUGGUGUAUGAAUUAAACAGCUACAUGGAGCAGCGGUUGGACACAGGAGGAGACAACAAACUGCUUCUCUAUGAGUUGGGUAACAUCAUUAAAACAGCCACAAAAGCUGAUGGAUUUGCACUAUAUUUCCUGGGUGAAUGCAACAAUAGUCUGUGCUUGUAUACACCAACGGGAGCUAAGAAAGGGCAUCCUCGACUGAUCCCAGUAGGGCCUAUUGGAUAUGGUUCUACAGUAGCAGCCUAUGUGGCAAAAACCAGGAAAACUCUAUUAGUAGAAGACAUUCUUGGGGAUGAAAGAUUUCCCAAAGGUACUGGGCUCGACUCAGGGACUCGGAUACAAUCUGUGCUUUGUUUACCAAUUGUCACAGCAAUCGGUGACCUCGUUGGUAUUAUGGAGUUACAUGGUUUCUGGGGAAAGGAACCUUUUACACUCAGCCAUCAAGAGGUUGCAACAGCAAACUUAGCGUGGGCCUCAGUGGCAAUACACCAAGUUCAGGUGUGUAAAGGCCUUGCCAAGCAGACUGAACUGAAUGAUUUUCUGCUUGAUGUUUCAAAAACCUACUUUGAUAAUAUAGUUGCAAUAGACUCAUUACUUGAACAUAUAAUGAUAUAUGCAAAAAACCUGGUGAAUGCAGACCGCUGUGCACUCUUUCAGGUGGAUCAGAAAAAUCAGGAGUUGUAUUCUGACUUGUUUGAUAUUGGGGAAGAGCAUGAAGGGAAACCCAUCUUCAAGAAAACCAAAGAAAUUAGGUUUUCUAUUGAAAAAGGAAUUGCGGGUCAGGUAGCCCGAACGGGUGAAGUUUUAAAUAUUCCCGAUGCCUAUGCAGAUCCACGCUUUAACAGGGAGGUGGACCUUUACACGGGCUACACAACCCGGAACAUUUUGUGCAUGCCUAUUGUUAGCCGAGGGGCUGUAAUAGGUGUUGUGCAAAUGGUGAACAAAUUAAAUGGAAGUGCCUUCACGAAAACAGAUGAGAACAACUUUAAAAUGUUUGCAGUCUUCUGUGCUUUGGCCUUACACUGUGCUAAUAUGUACCACAGAAUUCGUCAUUCUGAAUGCAUUUACCGAGUAACCCUAGAAAAGUUGUCUUACCACAGCAUUAGUACAGCCGAGGAGUGGCAGAACCUUAUGCGGUGUAAUAUACCAACAAUACUGUGUAAAGAGCUAGAGUUAUACCACUUUGAUAUCAGCCCUUUUGAAGAUCUCUGGCCAGCUUUCUUUGUCUGCAUGGUUCACAGGUCUUGCGGGAAAAGCAGCUUUGAACUUGAAAGGCUCUGUCGUUUCACUAUGUCUGUGAGGAAAAACUAUAGGCGUGUGCCAUACCACAACUGGAAGCAUGCUGUUGCUGUAGUGCAUUGCAUGUAUGUUAUUCUUCAGAACAACCAUGGGCUUUUCACAGAGCUAGAGCGUAAAGGCCUUCUUGUGGCAUGCCUAUGUCAUGACCUUGAUCACAGGGGUUACAGUAACAGCUACCUGCAGAAAUUUGAUCAUCCGCUGGCUGCUCUUUAUUCAACGUCCACAAUGGAGCAACAUCAUUUCUCGCAAACAGUGUCACUCCUACAGCUGGAAGGGCACAAUAUUUUCUGCAACUUAAGCUCAGAUGAGUAUGAGCAGGUGCUGGAGAUCAUUCGUAAAGCCAUCAUUGCUACAGACCUCGCACUCUACUUUGGAAACAGGAAGCAGUUACAGGAGCUGCUGCUUUCUGGAAGUCUGGACUUCAACAACCAGGCACACAGGGAUCGUGUAAUUGGCCUUAUGAUGACAGCUUGUGACCUCUGUUCUGUUACAAAACUGUGGCCUGUUACAAGGUUAACAGCCAGUGACAUUUAUGCAGAAUUCUGGGCAGAGGGUGAUGAAAUGAAGAAGAUUGGUAUUCAGCCUAUUCCUAUGAUGGACAGGGACAAGAAAGAUGAAAUCCCUCAGGGUCAGGUUGGAUUCUACAAUGCAGUUGCUAUUCCUUGUUACUCUACCUUGAGCGAAAUCCUUCCCCCAACCUCUCCACUACUGCAAGCUUGCAAAGACAAUCUCAGUCAGUGGGAGAAAAUAGUACGUGGAGAGGAAGAUUCAGUAUGGGUUCCUUCCACCUCUGUUUCAGCAGAGUCCUCCAUAUCGCUUCCAGUGAAAAUCGACAACUGAACUUUUGGAAACUGUUGGCCAAUCACCCAAAGGCAUGCUGUUAAAUGCGUAGCUGUGGAAAAAGAAAGUGAACUGCCAAGUGGAGGUAACUUGAAGGACUUACCUCAUCACUGUGGCUUAUCAGGCCACCUGGAUAGUGGAUUUGCCAGAUGAGAAGAAGAAUGGACAGUUUGUGAAUAAAGAAAACUGGCCUCUUCACGUGGGUUAUACUGCUGCAGCCUUAAUGUAAACAAUACAACAAGAGGGUACUUUUAUUAUAUAACUUUCUAGUAAAGAUGUAACUUGCUACAUGGUACUUUAAUACUGGGUUUGGCUUUAAUGCCUGCGCUGGUUGAAAGGAAAGUAUAUUACCUUUCAGUAGGAUGGUUUACAUGGUCGUGUGAAUGUUAAUGUAAUGUACAUAGUAUGAGACUGAACUAUUUACUGGUAGGUCUCUGGGUUUUAUCUAAUAUUGAGAAACAGUACUUGAAUCAAAUACAGCCUAUUUCUUGCUGCAGAUUGCAAAAAAGCAACUUCCAGAAGCAAGGCUAAAAAAUAUAGUCCUUAUAAAGCACUUGCUUCAUUGCACAUAACCAGGACAAUGUUGUGACUGCUCUCAUUAUGGGUUUGCACUUAAGAGAUCAGCUCUACAGGUUCUCACAACCACUGCUUUGCUGGGUCUUUACAGUGGCUGACUAGAAGGAGAGGGCUUUUAAUAGACUGAGAGAGAGUGAUACUCACUGAACUGAAUGAGCCUUGAAAAUGGCUUUGCCAAACAAUCAUGGAACAGUUAAGCCAUCCAAAGGUGUCUGUUUUUGUUAUGCUUUUUACCACUGUCUGGAUUUUUUCCGUUAAAUUUGUGUGUGCGGCAUAUUGUUGCUCAGGAAGCAACACAUCACAGUUUCUAGUAGAUAUCGGACUCCCAACAAAGCUAGAAACAGGCUUUUAUAGACAUGCCAGUUUUCCUCUUAGUAUAUCCAUUUUAAAUAAAUGAUAAUUCCUUAGUUGUAAAUGCACUUUUCUGCUGCAGUAACUCUAGCUUUACUGCUUGAUUGACAGCCUCCAACAGAGAAAAGCUGUGGUCAGAGGCAGUGAUGUGCCUAUAUUCUGGGCAUGCAAAGGUGUUGAAGUUUGUUGUAUAUCAUCAGAAGUAACAUCAUACAUUUUUGGCUUGUGCCCUUGUUAGAAUCUGAAAACCAAAGAGUUUUAUUAAGAUUGUAGAGAAAAACAUUGUUUACUGCAGAAAUUGGAGAUUUAUUGGAAUGACUAGAUUGCUUUCUAAGUUAAUGAUAAAAAGUUUUGUAAGGAACACCGCUUUGUAUAUUACGUGUUCCUGCUGGUUUUCUGACAAUAGCUGUGAACAAAUUUCCAGACUAACCUGGCUCUUGUGAUUUCAAAAAAAAAAAGAAAAAAAUCUCUGACUUGGAAGAGUCAAGGUUUUCAUACCAAAUGCAGGAAGUCAGUAGGAGACUACAACAGUGGAGAUAACUAAACUUUGGGUGUCUAGACUGUCUUGAAACAGCUAUUGCAAGAAAUCCUGACGGCGGUGGUGUUGACCUAGUAAUUUUAAUGCUUUGAGCAGCACAGCUCAUCCCAUGAGCUGGAUAACUCCAUUGUAAGAGGCAGAAGAAAUGAAUGUAGAACUGAUGCAGGAAGCUUAAGAAAAAUAGAAAAGCUAUUUGUUGCUAACACACAUACCUUUCAGAAUGCCAUGUGAUCUGCAAGCUUGGCUUCAUCUCCUCUGCUGCUGUUCUUUCUGCUUUCUUUUAACCUUAUGAAGUAGUGACAGCAGGGUUUUGCUAUAUCUGAAUAUACCUAUACCCAGAAACAGCACACGUAGUGAACAUUGGGUGCUUUGGGUAGCUGGGGGCUGUCUUACAAAUGCUUAUAUUAAUCAGUACUGUUAUGAAAUAAAGAAUAGUUACCACAAAGGAAGGACCAAAAUGCACCUUUUAAUUUAAGUAAUAUGCUGAAGUUGGUUGAAAGUUAUGAAUUUGUCUGUUUCUAUAUUUUUUGUCCACAAAGACGGGUAUGACAGCUUUCAGGAGGCUGAAUUUGUGGAAGGAAUGACAGAUAAAUACUGUGAAACUAACAGUUAUUUUUAAGCCUUUGCACAUGAAAUGUGGUGCUGUUGGCAACUGUGAAAUGCUUUCCGGAAUAGGUAAAUGGCUGUCUGGACCCUGUAAGACUCUCAUCAUACUUUUCUUUUAAAUCCUUUAGCAUUCUAACAGACUGCCACCAAAAUAAAAUAAUGUAAUGAUUACUGGUGCUGUGAAACUGCAAUUAUAAAAGUUUCAAUUAGUUGUAAUUAAACUGUUGCUCCGCAAAAAACAGCAUCAAUUUUGUGGCCAGUUAACAUCUAGUGUGGAUGGUAAAUGUAUAUGUUUUGCUUUGGGAGGGUAGCCUAAUGUUUAAGGUGUUUGCCUUACAAACGCAAGGUGCAGGGUUUGUGUCUCACAAGGGAUCA